GUCAGCUCGGUCAUUAUUACUGUCAGUAAGCAGUUGCUGGGAAUCUUCAUUUAUAUUUUUAAGCAAGAUGGUCAAGCCAGCUUAAUUAUUUGACAAAAUCCCAUACAGGAAUUGGCUCGAGACUCAAAGGAGAAAAGUGAUGGCAAAUUUUCAGACUUUACUUUUGCUCAAGAUUUAAUUUUGCCUCUGCUUAGUUGCUUUACAGGCAUUCUUGUGAUGUUACACAAUAGAGGGGGAGAAUAAGGAGCUGUGACUGUGUGGUUUGUGUCUCAAACCCCGUGCUAGAGAGGGAGAGAACGAAUAAGCAAGCUGGUCUGACCAGAAACAGAACUGCCUAGGACAGAUUAAGAGACAAGCAAGGCUUGGAAUCCGAGAGCAAGCAGAGUGGAAAUUUACUGCGGCUCUGUGAGUGUUCAAGUGAUCGUUUUCUGCUAACGUUUUCCCGUGGUAACUGUUACUCUUCAGAGAGUCAGAAAGUCUUUCUCCAGCACACUUGAGUAAGAGGAGGCAUCCUUUAUUAAAUGGAAGAGAAAGGCUUCUUCAUCUAAAGUGCUUUGAACCCGAGAAAAGAGCUGUCUUCAGCACCUCACCAUGGGUCGACUUGUUGUUGCUUAGACAAGCUGGGGAGUUUCUGUAGCCCUUGGAUUCCAUAUUGGAAGAAGUGAUUCUUAGACAUGAAAAAAAUGCCUUUGUUUAGUAAAUCACACAAAAAUCCAGCAGAAAUUGUGAAAAUCCUGAAAGACAACCUGGCCAUUUUGGAAAAGCAAGACAAAAAGACAGACAAGGCUUCAGAAGAAGUGUCGAAGUCUCUGCAAGCAAUGAAGGAGAUUCUGUGUGGCACGAAUGACAAGGAGCCCCCUACAGAAGCAGUGGCUCAGCUGGCACAGGAGCUCUACAGCAGCGGACUGCUGGUGACGCUGGUAGCCGACCUGCAGCUGAUAGACUUUGAGGGGAAAAAAGAUGUGACCCAGAUAUUCAACAACAUCCUGAGAAGACAGAUCGGUGCACGGAGCCCUACUGUGGAGUACAUCAGUUCUCACCCUCACAUCCUGUUUCUGCUCCUCAAAGGAUAUGAAGCCCCACAGAUUGCCUUACGCUGUGGGAUUAUGCUAAGAGAAUGUAUUCGACAUGAACCACUUGCCAAAAUCAUCCUCUUUUCUAAUCAGUUCAGAGAUUUCUUCAAGUAUGUGGAGCUGUCGACAUUUGAUAUCGCUUCAGAUGCCUUUGCUACUUUUAAGGAUUUGUUAACCAGACAUAAAGUGUUGGUAGCGGACUUCUUAGAGCAAAAUUAUGACACUAUCUUUGAAGACUAUGAGAAACUGCUGCAGUCGGAGAAUUACGUGACAAAGAGACAAUCUUUAAAGCUGCUAGGUGAGCUGAUCCUGGACCGCCACAACUUUGCCAUUAUGACCAAAUACAUCAGCAAGCCAGAGAACCUGAAACUGAUGAUGAACCUGCUUCGAGACAAAAGCCCUAACAUCCAGUUCGAAGCCUUCCAUGUCUUUAAGGUGUUUGUGGCCAGUCCUCACAAAACACAGCCUAUCGUGGAGAUUCUGUUGAAAAAUCAGCCCAAACUCAUCGAAUUUCUGAGCAGCUUCCAGAAAGAAAGGACAGAUGAUGAGCAGUUCGCUGACGAGAAGAACUACCUGAUUAAACAGAUUCGAGACUUGAAGAAAGCAGCCCCGUGAAGACGGGCCCUGCCCUGACAGCGUUUGUCUCCUUGCCCAGAGUGUACAGUGCCGUUUCAACAGUCUCCAUUCUUGGGGGACUUUGGAGCUGUCUGUUUUCUCCAUUGAUUGUUCAGAGUAGAUGAAAUAUAAACAGUUGAAUGGAAAAAAAUCAACCUAGAAUAAUAUAUUCAUUGUAAUCAAGUCUGUGAUUGCUUGUGUGGAAUCAGCCAUUAUAUUAAACAUUGAUAAAAGCAAGUGUAACUCCAGAGCUGGACACUGGGUGUCCAGCAGGUAGAAGGAGCGCAAGUGUCUUGGGACAGAAUGGGUAGGGAAGCCCAUCUGUAUGUGUUCAUUUAGACAGGCGUUUUCAGCCACUACAGAGACAGGAGAUGGCUGCAGGAGAGUGUGUGUGUGUGUGUGUGUGUGUGUGUGUGUGUGUGUGUGUGUGUGUGCGCGCGCUGUCUCCUGGCUGCAGUAAGUGGCUCCUGUCUUCCAGAGGAAUAGUGCUCACUUCUGCUUACUGUCCCUCACUGUGUCCCUAGCCUGAUCAAGGGCCAUGCCCAUUCCAGCUGUAGAUGGCUAGCCUGGCAGCAGCUGCGAACCAGGUGAGAUCAACAAGGGCCACAGAGGUGGAGAACACCCAUGGGGUGUGGCUUCAGAAGGGAACUGCCAACAGGUAGCUGUAGUCACCUCUGUUGUGUGUGUCCAUCGGGAGGGUCAGCGAGUGUAGGGAAUUUCGUUAGUGUCUGUCGUCUCGGGAAGAAUGCUUGUGGUGACUGUUUGGAGAGGUCACAGUGAGAAGGAGCCACAGAGCUAGAGGGAGAAGUGAUUCAUGCAUAAAACAAUUCUCAAAUGACCAAAGGGUCUCUCUCUCUUGUCCGGUAUAAACUGUCAUUCUGUAACUGCCCAUCAGUGUCUUCAGUGAGAAGCUAGAAAGUCUAAAAAUGUUGCUCCCGGAUACCCUCUUGUGUGCUAAAAUAACUUAGGUGUUCAUUUGUGUCCCAUUAAUGGGCACAGAGAGAAGAA
This is a messenger RNA of Onychomys torridus (southern grasshopper mouse), 2696 nucleotides long. It is a transcript of the gene Cab39l, whose product is annotated as calcium binding protein 39 like. Lineage: Eukaryota; Metazoa; Chordata; Mammalia; Rodentia; Cricetidae. Gene Ontology annotation, molecular function: protein serine/threonine kinase activator activity. Gene Ontology annotation, biological process: intracellular signal transduction. The record is from RefSeq and is a predicted model, not a curated record. The coding region runs from base 675 to 1688 and encodes 337 amino acids. The transcript is spliced from 9 exons.